This is a messenger RNA of Zea mays, 2022 nucleotides long. RefSeq lists its product as uncharacterized. NCBI's taxonomy places the organism in Eukaryota, Viridiplantae, Streptophyta, Magnoliopsida, Poales, Poaceae. The coding region runs from base 506 to 1786 and encodes 426 amino acids. The record is from RefSeq and is marked validated. Gene Ontology annotation, biological process: protein phosphorylation. Gene Ontology annotation, molecular function: protein kinase activity; ATP binding. The transcript is spliced from 5 exons.
CUCGAUUCACUCCACGCGCCAAACUUAGCAUCCCUCUCCUCCCGCCUCCCCUCCACCGGUAUCGGUGUCCUCCUCCGGUCUCCCCUCCCUCUGGGAAGGCCCUUGGAUCUCUCGAUCUCCAAGGCCUGCCUUCCAUUGCCAUAGCCAUCGACCGUCGUUCUCGUCUCGUGGUGGUCUUGUGCCCCUCUCCGGUCUCCUGAGCAAGCCACCACUAGUCUGGUCACGCUCCCCUGCUCCGCACCGGACGGGCGGGUUUCAUUUGGUGCGCGUGCGGCGAGCUCGGGCAUGGCGUUCCACGAAGUGGAGACGCCGCGUCGAUGCUGAGACGCCGGGGCAUGGUCGGCGCGCAGUGACGGCGGCCGGCGGCUCGGUCCGUCCGUGCGUGCGUGCGUGCCCAGCAUUCUUGCCCCUGUCGAGUCAUCGGCUCGUCGCUCGCUCGCGCCCACGCCGCUCGCCCCGCGUCCACAGGGUCGCCGCCACGGGGAGGCGCAGAGGGAAAAGGAAGAUGAGCUGCUUUCCGUGCUUCGGCGGCGGAAAGGGCAACAACGACGACGCCGACGCGGAGAGCCCGGGCGACGCGGCCCCGGCGUCUAACAUGACGCCACCCGCGAUGGUGCAGGCGCCCGCCGCGUACUUCCCAGCUCCCGCCGCCGCUCCAACGGCCGCGGCGCCGCCCAAGCCCGGUGGCGGGAACCAGGCGCACGAGGCUUCCGCCGAUGACUCGGCGCUGCGGCUCGCCAUCACGGGGCAGGCGUUCGCGUUCCGCGAGCUCGCCGCCGCCACAGACCACUUCACGCCGUACAACCUCGUCGGUGAAGGCGGCUUCUUCCGGGUCUACAAGGGCCGGUUAGAGAAGAGCGGGCAGACCGUGGCCAUCAAGCAGCUGGACAAGCAUGGGUUCCAGGACAACAAGGCGUUCUUGACCGGGGUCGCCAAGCUCAGCCAGCUCCACCACGAGAACCUCGUCGACAUCAUUGGCUACUGCGCUGACGGAGACCAGCGGCUGCUGGUGUACGAGUCCGUGCCCGCCGGCACCUUAGAAGACCACCUGUUCGAUCUGCCGGCGGACAAGAAGCCGAUGGACUGGUGCACGAGGAUGAAGGUGGCGCACGGCGCCGCGCAGGGGCUGGAGUACCUGCACGAGACAGCGAACCCGCCGGUGGUGUACGGGGAAUUCAAGGCCUCCCACAUACUUCUCGACGAGAAGCUCACGCCCAAGCUCUCCGACUUCGGGCUCGCGCAGCUCGGCCAGGCCGGGGGCAGCAUGCCGGUGGUGGCGUCGCCCAUGAUGGGCUCCUUCGGCUGCUGCGCGCCGGAGUACGAUCGCACAGGGCAGGCCACCAUGAAGUCCGACGCGUACAGCUUCGGGGUGGUGCUGGUGCAGCUCAUCUCCGGGAGGAGGGCCGUCGAUACCAGCAAGCCGGUGGACGAGCAGAACGUUGUCACCUGGGCCAUGCCGAUGUUCAAGGACCAGAAGAGAUACCAUGAGCUGGUUGAUCCACUCAUAAAGAAGGAAUACCCUGCCAAAGCGUUGAACCAGGUGGUCGCCAUGGCUGCGAUGUGCUUGCAGGAAGAGGACUCCGUGCGACCGCUGAUGGCCGACGUCGUCAUGACGCUAGGCUUCCUCACGGCGAUGCCGCCUGACCCACCGGCCCCUGCCGCUCCACCGCCUGCCGCCGCCCCGGAGCCGAAGGAAGACAAAGAAUCGGACCAUUCAGACUCCUCGUCAUCUUCUUCUUCAGACGACGACGAAGAUAACGAGGAGGAGGAAACCGAGGAGCAAUGAUAAGGGCGGGUGUGUUCAGCUUCGAAGGCUUCAAACGUGGAAGGGCCACGCAGAUGAAGUGGCUUCGUGCACUUGGCGUGUACGGAGCUCAAUAUGUGGGACCUUGGAGCCACUUGGACUUGGUGGUUGUGGCAGUUAAAUUGGGGUGUUCACAAGUGAGUAAUCUUUUUUUUUGUGAUGACGCCAAGCAUGUAAAAAUGUGAGCUAUGACAUACUGAUGGGUUACACAUUUUGCA